AUGUCUCUUGAUAUCGCGACCUACCAGCUCCUGGACGCCGACCACCACAUACAUUUCUGCUCGCAAUCACCAGAUACGAAGUUUCUCGCAUGUGCCCUUGGCAACGGAAUAGUGUGUCUUGUGAACGCCAUCACGUUCAAUGCCGUGGCGCGUGGGGCCCCGGGGAAGGACUUUCUCGACGUUCCCGCUACGUGCAUUCGAUGGGCGCCAGAGCACUGCAACAACGCUUGGCAACUCGUCAGCAGCAGCUGCGCUGGUGGUGUCAUGCUGUGGCACUGGGAUCGUACGGAGUUCUCUCUUCGACGUGGGGCCGCAGCGUGCGAGCAACACAAUGAGGUGAUGGUGGUGGAUGUUUCGCCGAGCGGAAAGCAAGUGUUGACGGCGGGCAGCGAUCGCAUCGUGCGCCUGUACGACUCCGAGCUCACCCCGCUUGCGCAGCUGACAGAGGGAGUAAACGCCGAUGGCACGUCACGUCCCGCACACACCAACCGCAUCUUCUCUCUCCGCUUCUUGACGGAGGUGGCGGCCGUCAGUGCAGGCUGGGAGAGUCCGAUUCAGCUGUGGGACCUGCGCGCGUGUCGAUCCAACAGGCAGGUAGUCGGGGUGCAGGGGGUGUCGGAUUGCUUAGAGCCCGUCCCAAGCACCUCGAUCGUGUUGGUGGCGUCCCCGAAGUCGACGAACACGCUGCAAAUUUUCGACACCGUCACCGGAAGAGUGCUGGAGGAGAACUCGAACAAAGUGUGCUCUCAGUUAAACCUGAGGGAGCGCGUGUUAGUAUGCCGCCUCCAGGCCGAAACAGGUAAUGCCUGGUGUCUCACGGUUUCGCCGCCCUCCGUGAUUGUUGUCUGCGUGUCCUCCGGCCGCAUAGUGGCACGUGCGGCGCUCGCGCAUACUCCGAUCAACAUGACCAUGAAAGAUGCCAGUGUGGUGGUGGGGUGCAAGAAUGGAGUUCUGCUUCAGGUGUCACUUAGUAUGUAA
Leishmania major strain Friedlin is the source of this 978-nucleotide messenger RNA. RefSeq lists its product as hypothetical. Gene Ontology annotation, molecular function: protein binding. The coding region runs from base 1 to 978 and encodes 325 amino acids. The record is from RefSeq and is a predicted model, not a curated record. The transcript has a single exon. Lineage: Eukaryota; Euglenozoa; Kinetoplastea; Trypanosomatida; Trypanosomatidae.